Messenger RNA from Didymodactylos carnosus, 1173 nucleotides. The record is from the annotation of a GenBank genome assembly. NCBI's taxonomy places the organism in Eukaryota, Metazoa, Rotifera, Eurotatoria, Philodinida, Philodinidae.
AUGACAGAAAUAACACCAUUAACAAUGAAUUCACAUAAUGAAGAGAAUUGGAAUCAUGGUGCAAAGCUAUUAAUAACAAAUUAUUCACGACGAUCAGUUAGUCCUAAAGAGAGAACAUUAAUGAAUCAAAACAGUAGUGGUGGAGAUAAUGGAAAAGAUGAAAGUGGUGAUAGUCUAAGUGGUUAUAGUGACGAUGAGAAUCAUAAACGAAAACAACGACGAUACAGAACAACAUUUACAUCAUUUCAAUUAGAAGAAUUAGAGAAAUGUUUUCAACGAACACAUUAUCCCGAUGUAUUUCUUAGGGAGGAGCUGGCUCUUCGAAUUGAUUUAACAGAAGCUCGAGUGCAAGUCUGGUUCCAAAAUCGAAGAGCAAAGGAGAGAAAAAGAGGAAAAAUGAAUCCUAUUUGUGCCGCAUCCAAUGCUAUUGGUCAUCAAUUAUCUGCUUACGCAACAUCACCUUUCUCAAGAAUUACACCCUUCUCACAAGCUGAAUUACUUUCGUCCUAUUCCUACUUAUCAGCAGCAGCAUGUCAUCCUCAAUUACCAUUACAUUUCUAUUCUCCGUACUGGCCUGCACAAUCAUCAAAUCUACUUUCUUAUCCAAACAUUGCUGUUCUCCAACAUUUAGCUGCUCAAGCAUCUGCAGCAGUUUCAUCGUCUACAACUACCAUUCCAACUUCAUCUGAAUCAUCAACAUCUUCAACAUCACUUGUGAGCGAACGUGAAAUUCAGACAACACAACGAGAACCUUUGUCAUCGUGCUCUUCUCGUUCACAAAGUCCUAUACCAUUAAAACUGGUAAAAACUGAAUCAAAUUCACCCACGAACAGUAAACAUGAUGAAAAGAGAUCAGACUCUCCUUCUUCACCACCGGCGAACAUCUCUAAAAAGCUUACAAGAAAACGAUCUGCUUCGCCAUCUGAUUCGACAACAUCUGAACCGAUCAAAAAGUUUAAAACAGCACGAAUACCAACUCCACCAACAGCUUUAGUUCUGACUAAAACAGAAACAAAUUCAUUAAUAAAUCAAGAGAAAAAAACAAGUUUUACAGCAAUAGAAGUUGAAGAAAGUCGGAGAUCAAGUAGCAUUGAAACAUUGCGUAUGAAAGCUCGUGAAUAUACAAUUAAACUCGAACUAACAUCACCAAAAAAUGUUGGUGUUGUUAUAUGA